AUGGCGCGAUCUGCGGCGGUUAUCCUCACAGGCGACGACUUUUCCCGCGCGUUCCUACCUGCCGCGAAGGCUCGCAAUAUUCAAGCAGAGGGCCUCCAGAAACAUGUACUGACUACACUACAUGAUGCCGACGUGCUGACCCAAAGCGAAAUCUCAGAGCAUUUCAUAGAAGCUAUGAACGAGCGCAUCCUCGUUCCUGGUGUGAAGAUGUCUACAUAUCUGCCGUCACAGACUGGACAGAACAAAUCGACGACCCAGGCAGGACUCUUCCGUAGCGAGCAAAUCUCGGCAAGCAAGCUACCUUCCUGGACUGCUCAAAUUGUUCCAGUCGUUUUCGCUCGUCACGUCGUUGGUGGUGACCCGUUCAGUCAUGAAACUUGUAAUGAUGUGUACGAAGAGAUUGAUGCGGCGGCGGAGCGCCGCACAAUACUCAACCAACUCACCGCAACUGCCGAAUUACUCUUCACUGCCCAGCAUCGUGUAUUCCUGUUCUUUCUUCUCGUCAUCGGCAGGAAUAUCCGUCUGCUGCGCUGGGAUCGCGCUGGGAUCAUUGCUACAACAUCCGUCGACUACCUUGAAGACCCCCAAACCCUACACGACUACCUGUGGCGUAUUUCCCUCCUGCAUGACGCUGCGCUUGGAUUUGAUUCCAGCGCCACUCGUCUUCUCCCCGGAGACGUCGACUCUCGGCUUAUGGAUUUCGUUUCGCUCAUGGAUCCCAAUGACGCCGAUCACACGGAACGCGCUCUUGACGGGAACGAUAUGAACCGCCUCUCGGUCUUCCAAUACGUCCGCACGAUGUUCCGCACAUCUCUCGGCUCAGAUUGGCCUCGAUACAAGAUCCACAUUAGAAGCAACGGGAAAGUGCGCAACUUUCUCGUAGGGCAACCAGUCUUGCGUGCAAGUGAAGUGUUUGGGUGCGGAACUCGCGGCUAUGUGGCGUUGGACUGCGAGACUCAUCAUUUCGUUUGGCUAAAGGACAUGUGGUGGGCGGCGCACAUCAUCACGGGACGAGAGGGAGAUAUCCUUCAGAAGCUCAAUCGCGCAGGAGUAGAGAACGUCCCAACCCUCGUGUGCCACGGGAAUGUUUAUGACCAAAUCAACAUCACUGGCCACUGGUGGGAGCGUGGGCAGUCACAAUCGUUUCCGAGCUUCCCGCCAUCGUCACCCACACUCAGUGGCUCCCCAUUUUCUGGCAGCAAGAAACGUAAGAGAGAACAGGACGAUGCGCAACAAUCGCAUCUACCGACAGAUGGUCCCUUACGGCAGCACCAACACUACCGGAUUGCGGUGGCAGAGGUCGCACUUCCCCUCAAAAAGUUCCGCAAUGGAAGGCAACUGGCCUCCAUCGUGCUAGACACCAUCAAAGCACACCAUCAAGCCGCCACCAACCCAAAGACCCUCCUCCUUCAUCGGGACGUGAGUGGCGGUACCAUCCUUAUCAUUCCGCAGGUGAAGCGCGACCAGAAUGGAGCGAAUCUCGCAGUGGUAUGGACCGGCCUUCUCAGCGACUGGGAAUAUUCCAAGCCAGUGGACGAUGAGAGGGCUCCUUCGCACGCUACGCAGACGGAUCAACUGGGAACGUAUCAAUUCAUGCCCGUGAAUCUGCUCUCGCGCCCCGCUCAAGCUGUCCGGAUCUCAGACGAACUCGAGUCGUUCUUCCACGUCCUCGUUUACUAUUCUCUCCGCCACCUUCGUUCCAACUGCGCGCACCCAAUUUCAUAUAUCGACAACUACUUUCACAACUACGCGGGCCCCGGGUUCCUGUACACAUGCGGCUGGAAGUCAUUGGUCAUGGAGGUCGACGAAUGGCUCAGUACCCGGUUUCCACAUCGUCCACUGCUUUUCCGUAGCCCCGUGGACGAGCUUCUUGACACGCUCCUGAAGUGUUUUCGGGCGCACUACAGGGUCCUGCAAGACGACCUGCGCAAAGCAGCUCCGCCAACCCCUCCACUGCCGCCGAUGGACCCCGACAAACCUGGCCAAGGGCUUGCGCCCAUUGCGAUACCCAAAAUUGUUUACUUUGGAGAAGAUGCAGAACACCCUCACCGUGAUAGUGAUGAGGACGACGAGGACGAGGACGAUAAUGACGAAACACCGACGCCAGAGGAUCGAGAAUGA
Dichomitus squalens LYAD-421 SS1 is the source of this 2121-nucleotide messenger RNA. RefSeq lists its product as uncharacterized. The transcript is spliced from 4 exons. Lineage: Eukaryota; Fungi; Basidiomycota; Agaricomycetes; Polyporales; Polyporaceae. The record is from RefSeq and is a predicted model, not a curated record. The coding region runs from base 1 to 2121 and encodes 706 amino acids.